AUGGCCGCCAGAGACUCUAUUGCCGUACAAGAUGUCAUCGAAUUACCAGAAAGACAACCGCAACCUGAAGAAUCCAUCUCAAACGAAGCACCAACCAUCCGUAAAAGCACAAACUCCCCAGAACCACCCUCACCACCACCACAUCAGCUCCUGAAACUUCUCAGCGCCGCCUUCUCCUUCUUCGCAGCUGGCGCCAACGAUGGUUCUCUCGGCUCCCUCAUCCCUUACAUCCUAUCCACCUACUCCAUCUCACCCAGCUACAUCUCCCUCGUCUACCUAACCACCUUCCUUGGCUGGUUCCUAUGCGCCCUCACCUCCCCAUUUCUCACCACGCAUCUCUCCCUUCCAUCCCUCCUCACCCUCGGCGCAGUCCUGCAACUAGCAUCGCAAACUCUGCGCUCCCUGCCCAUCAUAUCCCUCCCGCUCUUUGCCUUCACAUUCUUUCUAACAGGCCUCGGCCAAGCCAUUCAAGACUCCUUCAGCAACACCUUCGUCGCAACCCUAAACCUUGGGGGCACCACUGGCAAAAGCCACCGCUCGCUCGGUCUCAUCCAUGCCAUGUACGGCCUGGGCCUCCUCAUAGCCCCCUUCACCGCAACCAGCAUCGCGAACCGCGCCAGUCCCAGCGGCGGCAAUAAAUGGGAACGCGUCUGGCUCUGGCUCACGGGAAUCGACAUCUUGAACAUCAUGGGCGUAUUAUACGCAUUCCGCGAUUCGGCUUGGAGGAUUUCUACGGAUGGGGAGAGGGGGAAUGGUGUGCAGGACGAUGGGGAGGUAGAAGGCGAGAGGGGAAAUUGGAGCAAGUGGAAGCAACUACUCGGCAUGAAAAACUUGUAUAUCCUCGCCCUGUUCUUCUUCUUUCAUCUAGGCGUCUGCUCUACAUCAGGCGGCUGGGUCGUCGAAUUCCUCGUCCGAACUCGCCACGGCGACCUCCACAAAAUCGGCUACGUCCCCUCAGGUUUCUACGGCGGCCUCUGUCUCAGCCGUCUCAUCCUCGUCGAGCCCACGCACCGCUACGGCGAACGCCGCAUGCUGCUCCUGUACUCCAUCCUGUCUUUCGCUAUGCAGUUGGUAUUUUGGCUGGUCAAGGAUCUCGCGACUACGAUUGUGAUGUUUAGCCUGAUGGGGUUUUUGAUGGGACCGUUUUUCGCUGCUGUGGGUCUAAUAUUCUUAACCGCCCAAGCGGGCGCAGCCAUCUUCCCCUCACUAAUCGGACUCAUCGCCGCGCGCGCUGGCGUGCAAGUUCUACCGCCGAUCGUAGCGGGUCUGAUUGUGGCCAUGGGAGUUACGUGGGGGUUUGUGCCAAGGGUUGAGCGGGUACAUGAAGAGUGA
Molecule: messenger RNA, 1332 nt
Organism: Lachnellula hyalina
Lineage: Eukaryota; Fungi; Ascomycota; Leotiomycetes; Helotiales; Lachnaceae
Product: Bypass of stop codon protein
Exons: 4
Coding region: 1-1332 (443 amino acids)
Biological process (GO): transmembrane transport
Cellular component (GO): membrane
Molecular function (GO): transmembrane transporter activity
Source: RefSeq, a predicted model, not a curated record